Messenger RNA from Frankliniella occidentalis (western flower thrips), 444 nucleotides. Its product is annotated as zinc finger protein 77-like. Lineage: Eukaryota; Metazoa; Arthropoda; Insecta; Thysanoptera; Thripidae. Gene Ontology annotation, cellular component: nucleus. Gene Ontology annotation, molecular function: DNA-binding transcription factor activity, RNA polymerase II-specific; RNA polymerase II transcription regulatory region sequence-specific DNA binding. The transcript has a single exon. The record is from RefSeq and is a predicted model, not a curated record. Gene Ontology annotation, biological process: regulation of transcription by RNA polymerase II. Bases 1 to 444 code for a protein of 147 amino acids.
AUGAACAAGCACCUCAAGACCCACACUGGCGAGAAGCCGCACCAGUGCACGGUCUGCAAGAAUCGGUUCAGGAGCGGGUGUGCCCUCAAAGUUCACCUGUUUCGCAAGCACACCAACAGUGGCCCCUACGAGUGCAGCCUCUGCCAUAAGUUUUUCCAGUGCCCAAGUUACCUCAUCAUUCACAUCACCCGCCACGUGAACACGCCGCCCUUCGGGUGCCCGCUGUGCCACAAACCCCAGGGCGACAGGCGCGUCCUGUACCACCACCUCAAGGAGCACGUCCCCGUCAAGGUCGUGCGGCUGCCGUACCAAACGACCCGCGGGCCGACACCUCCAGCCCCGUUCCUCUGCACCGAGUGCGGCGGGAGGUUCCGGAAGUGCGAGCGGCUCCUGCAGCACCUGUGGACUCACAUCCGGGCGGGGCGGGGCCGCGGCGGGCCGUGA